AGCGUGUGGUAGGGGCUAGGGCUUCUUGUAGCUGCUGCCACUCCGUCUGCAACCUCUCGAGCUUCCGCCAGAGCCGCGCAACGCCUACUCGGCUCUUGCAGGUAUAUGCUUCAGAAAUCAGUGAAUUGGCCUAGUACUUGUUUCGUUUUCUCCAGCCUUUGGAACGAGCUUUUUUGAAAGUUACAAAGCAAUGAGGCAAGAAGAAGUGGAUCGAUGCCAGAUUCAAGAGUGGUAUCCUAAAUUCAAGUUGGUGUCCAUCAAAACGCAUGUUCAUCGGCUUCCGGAGUCCUUCGUUGAGUACCUUCUUGGUGACACUGGACCAUUUGUUCUACCAAAUUCUGUCACAGGUGAAGAUGCCCUUCCCAACAGGGUCUGUAAUCUUGUGGACGAAGAUUAUCUUGCAGUUUCAGAAGAAUCUGGAGAUGAAUCCGAGGAAUUCCCACCUCCUUCUUUUCCAGAACUCGAGUUGGAGGUCAAAGAGUCAAUUGAAUCGCUCGGGGGUGCCAUUUUCCCUAAGCUGAACUGGAGCUCGCCAAAAGAUGCUGCUUGGAUUAGUGGUAGUGGGAAUCUUCGGUGCACGUCGCUUAGUGAGAUCGCGCUCCUGCUACGCGCAUCCGAUUCAUCGACCCACGAUCUCUGUCAUGCGUAUGAUUCUUGCAGCAACAAGUCCUUGUCGAGGCCACAGAGCUUUUUCCUUGCUCUACGGAAGUGGCAGCCGGCGCUUCGACCAGAGAUGGAAUUCCGUUGUUUUGUAAGGAACAAGCUUCUGGUUGGCAUUUGCCAACGUGAGGUUACCACAUUUUACCCGGUCCUCCUCGAGAAGAAGGAGCACCUUAAGGUUUUGAUCGAGGAUUUCUUUGAAAGUGAAGUGCGUCCGAACUUUGAAUCGGAUAACUACGCGUUUGAUGUUUAUGUCACCAAGGAUGGGAGGGUUAAGGUACUGGAUUUCAACCCUUGGGGGGUGUUUACGCUGCCACUCCUCUUUUCAUGGGACGAACUGAGCGAAAGGGACGAUGAAGAGGUGGAUUUCAGAAUUGUAGAGAGUCGGUGCGCGGUCCGACCAGGUUUGAAAACGGCUGUGCCGUACGAUUACUUAGAUACAAGUCCUGGGAGCGGUUGGGACCAGUUCCUGAGAAAUGCUGAUGAGGAGAUAAGGAAACAAGCUAAGGAGUCUCCAGAAGCGGGCGCUUAGCGAUCGAAUUUCGAUCAGUUUGAAUGCACAGACGAUAACCCUAUUGCUCCUUCCUAGGCAUGUUUUCUGUGAUUCCCUGAGGUUUGAAGUCGUUCCUUUUCGUGUUCUUGUUCUGAUAUUGUAAAUUCUUCUCUGUUGCUUCCUCCUCGGAAAGGACAUGU
Molecule: messenger RNA, 1353 nt
Organism: Rhodamnia argentea
Lineage: Eukaryota; Viridiplantae; Streptophyta; Magnoliopsida; Myrtales; Myrtaceae
Product: cell division cycle protein 123 homolog
Exons: 2
Coding region: 191-1192 (333 amino acids)
Cellular component (GO): cytoplasm
Source: RefSeq, a predicted model, not a curated record